Molecule: messenger RNA, 933 nt
Organism: Hymenoscyphus albidus
Lineage: Eukaryota; Fungi; Ascomycota; Leotiomycetes; Helotiales; Helotiaceae
Source: the annotation of a GenBank genome assembly
AUGAGGAGCUCGAGGUGUAUCUUCAGCACCGCAUCGGCCCUCCGAUCCGUCUUCAUCGCCCCAAUUGAAGUCACAAAACCCACACCUCUCCUCCUCACCCAAAAAUGGCAAGCUUUCACCCCUCUCCCAUCGCACCACCAACGAGCCUAUGCCUACAUGGUAACGCCCAAAGACGCACCCACUAAAUCGCGUCUCCCGCGCGACCAGGAGAUCCCGUACCCUUACAUCCGUCUCGUGGAAGACGGCAUCCUGCUCGAGGGAUCCCGCCGUCUAACCUUCGUCCUCUCACAACUCGAGCCCAAAACCGAAUCCCUCGUCAUGGUCGUCGAGCCGACGGACGAGGAACCGUACCCCAUCUGCAAGAUCAUCAACAAAGAAGCCGAGUACAAGCGCCUCAAGGCGGCGAAGAAGGAGCGGGCCAGGGACCCCGGAAAGACGACCAAGACGCUGGAGUUGAAUUGGGCGAUUGGACGGAAUGAUUUGGCGCAUCGACUGGAGAAGAUGAGGGAGUUUUUGAGGAAGGGGUUCAAGGUUGAGAUGGUGCUGGUAAAGAAGAAGGCGAAGGGGAAGCCGCCUAUUUCGAUGGGGGUUAUGGAGGGGUUGGUGAGGAGGAUUAGAGAGGUUUUUGGGGAGGGGGGGUGGAGGGAGCAUAAGGAGAUGGAGGGGAGUGUUGGGGGGCAGGUUACUCUUUUUGUGCAGGGGAGGUUGGAGAAGGGGGAGAAGGGGGAGAAGGGGGUGGGUAAGGAGAAGGAGGUGGACAGUAAGGAAGAGGGAGAGAGUGUUGGAGAGGGGGAGAGUGUUGUAGAUGGGGAGAGUGCUGUAAAAGGGGAGAGUGUUGUAGCUGGGGAGAGUGUUGUAGAAGGGGAGCGUGUUAUAGAUGGGGAGCGUGUUGUAGAAGGGGAGAAUGUUGGAGAAGUAGAGGAGGGGAAAUGA